Carcharodon carcharias (great white shark) is the source of this 1994-nucleotide messenger RNA. RefSeq names its product UDP-glucose 6-dehydrogenase (gene ugdh). Bases 423 to 1913 code for a protein of 496 amino acids. Gene Ontology annotation, molecular function: NAD binding; UDP-glucose 6-dehydrogenase activity. The transcript is spliced from 14 exons. Gene Ontology annotation, biological process: glycosaminoglycan biosynthetic process. NCBI's taxonomy places the organism in Eukaryota, Metazoa, Chordata, Chondrichthyes, Lamniformes, Lamnidae. Gene Ontology annotation, cellular component: cytosol; nucleus. The record is from RefSeq and is a predicted model, not a curated record.
CGAUUAUUUUCCAUACAGAAGCAGUAGCUCAAGAGUCGACCAAGCGGCGUAAACACGGAAGAGAGCGUGAAACUCGAAACAGAGGAGGAACUUCAGAGUUAUCCCCAGCCCCAUCUGUUCAAAACUGACAGAAGGACAAAUGCAAGAAUGCCAAAUUUCAAACCAUCACAGCAAUUUAUGCUACAGGAGAAAAGAUUGCUGAUUGGUUGGCAAAUCGACUUUGAUUGGCCAAGGGUGUUGCCAUGAAGAAAAGAACGGGGGACUAUAACUUCCCCAAGCUGCCAGGCAAUUCAAAAAAGACACUCUUUUAUGUUGGAGGUUGAACUCAAGUGGAGGUUGGCACCUCUGGGAAUAUAAAAGCAGCAAUCACUGUAACAUAACUGACAGAGGAAAUAUUUGUACUGUUGGAAAAUAAAGAUAUCAUGUUUGAAAUUAAGAAGAUCUGCUGUAUUGGUGCUGGAUAUGUUGGUGGGCCAACAUGCAGUAUCAUUGCCCACAUGUGCCCUGAGAUUCGCGUUUCAGUUGUAGACGUUAACCAUGCAAGAAUAGAGGCCUGGAACUCAGACAUGCUUCCAAUCUAUGAGCCUGGUUUGAAGGAAGUGGUGGAGUCAUGCAGAGGGAAGAAUCUUUUUUUCUUGACUGACAUCGAUGCUGCCAUUCGAGAAGCUGACCUUAUAUUUAUUUCGGUGAACACACCCACUAAAAUGUAUGGAAUGGGUAAAGGUCGAGCCGCAGACCUGAGAUAUAUUGAAUCCUGUGCUCGGAGAAUAGUGGCAGUCUCAAGUGGACACAAAAUAGUUACAGAGAAGAGUACUGUGCCUGUGCGAGCUGCUGAGAGCAUUCGUAGAAUAUUCCAUUCAAACUUAAAGCCAAACUUGUCUCUACAGGUGCUAUCAAAUCCAGAAUUCCUGGCUGAAGGGACGGCUAUUAAUGAUCUGAAGAACCCGGAUCGAGUGCUGAUUGGUGGAGAUGAAACACCAGAGGGUCAGGAGGCGAUUCGGGCACUCUGUGCUGUGUAUGAGCGUUGGAUACCAACAGACAAAAUCAUCACCACUAACACAUGGUCCUCAGAGCUUUCCAAACUGGCUGCCAACGCAUUUCUUGCUCAGCGAAUCAGCAGUAUUAACUCAAUCAGUGCUCUGUGUGAAGCAACUGGUGCUGAUGUUGAGGAGGUAGCUCGUGCUAUAGGCAUGGAUCAGAGAAUUGGAAGCAAAUUUCUCAAAGCCAGCAUUGGAUUUGGGGGGAGCUGUUUUCAGAAAGAUGUUCUGAACCUGGUUUAUUUAUGUGAAGCAUUAAACUUACCUGAAGUGGCUCAAUACUGGCAGCAGGUGAUUGACAUGAAUGAUUAUCAGCGGAGGAGGUUUGCUUCCCGCAUUAUUGACUGCCUCUUCAAUACUGUGACAAGCAAAAAGAUAGCUCUUUUAGGGUUUGCUUUCAAAAAGGACACUGGAGAUACCCGAGAGUCUUCCAGUAUCUACAUCAGCAAAUACCUACUGGAUGAAGGUGCAAAUCUUCACAUCUAUGAUCCCAAAGUUUCCAAAGAACAGAUCAUCAAGGACCUGUCACAUCCAAAUAUCUCUCAGGAUACCUCUGAUGAAGUGCCUUGCUUGGUCACUAUCUGCACUGAUGCAUACGAAGCCUGUGAUGGGGCUCAUGCCAUUGUCAUCUGUACUGAGUGGGAUGAGUUCAAGAUGCUGAAUUACGAAGUCAUUCAUAAGAAAAUGCUAAAACCAGCUUUCAUCUUCGAUGGUAGGCGGGUUCUCGAUGAUCUGCAUUCAAAACUCCAGAAACUAGGAUUCCAGGUUGAAACUAUCGGCAAGAAGGUAACAGAACAGAGGAUUCCUUUCACACCCACAGCUGAAGUUUCUAAAUUCAGUUUACAAGAACCUCCAUUUAAGAAAGUUGCAGUGUAGAUAUUUGGAUAACUACUAGUCUUUUAUCUUUUUUAAUGUGAAAUUACACCCAACAAAUAAAUGUUAAAGUUUAAAUUUAAA